AUGCAUCCGGACGAGGCGAAUUCCGCGAUCACGGCGGUGUCGUCAGGCAACGCCGCCACACUUACCUACACUGUGGCGCCACACCCUUUUGGAUACCAGACUCUUUUCGCCAUCUUGAUCACCACUCCUCCAGGGAAGCAGGAAAAGGAGGGUCUCUUAAACUUUUGGCGGCGGGCCAUCGGAAGUGGGCCCGAGCAGCGUCAAAUUAAACAGUCUCAGACUGCCUUUGCGCGGUGUUUCGCGCGGCAGCUGGAGGUCAGAACCAGCUACGUUGUGGUGAGUGUGGCGUGUGCUCUGCUUUCGUAUGGUCAGCCAUACUGGGGCAUGCUUUGGGCGACGGCACAUGGCCUGUACUUUAGAGGCGGUGCAGGAAACAGUCGUUUUGUGUCCUCCCUCCUAAAAACGGGCGAGGCGCAGCAGAUAAUGGAAGCCACUGAGGACAAUGACGAGGACUGGGGAUGUGAAGCAGCGGCUGUGAGGGAGGUGUUGUCGUUCAGGGAUAUCGUAUCCCUGCUUCCCUCCAUUGCGCUUACGGUGGAGGAUGGUCCACCGUACGUGGUGGGCAUACCGAACCCUGUCGUGAGGCCAAACGCCUUACAAGUCUUUACAGUCUCUCCCAAUCAGAUCUAUCAGUUUGUUUACCUCCACUCACUGACGGUGAUCCCACCCUCGAGCCUCCCCGCCAAGGAGAGAAACCUUGAAAAGGUGUUAUUGCAGCACGAGUAUGACGCAAUUCGAACAUUCCCCAGUGACUUCGAUGCCGUGACUUUUUGCGCCUUAACCGAGCGGCUCUGGGAGGCCCGUCUGAAGACGCUGCAGAUACCGCUUUGUCGGGAUGGUGUCGAAUACGCCGCGAGUCACUGA
This is a messenger RNA of Trypanosoma rangeli, 864 nucleotides long. RefSeq lists its product as uncharacterized. The transcript has a single exon. Bases 1 to 864 code for a protein of 287 amino acids. The record is from RefSeq and is a predicted model, not a curated record. NCBI's taxonomy places the organism in Eukaryota, Euglenozoa, Kinetoplastea, Trypanosomatida, Trypanosomatidae.